AUGCAAGAGAUAAGUUAAGAAAGAGAUUUUAACAGGAUUACCCUCAACAAUUUUGGUAAAAUGAUAGUAAUUACAUUUUACGCAGAUUGGUAUGACCAUUCUGUUAAUUAUGUAGAAUAGAUUGCUAACUUGUAGGAACUUAUGCAAAUCUAAGAUGUUGUUUUUUGCAAAUGUGAUGCCGAAAAAGUUCCUGAAGUAGCUAAUAAGUUCUAAGUAUCUAUGGUCCCAACUGUUGUUUUGACUGAAACCCGCAAGACCACAAUUAAAAAAUUCGAAAAUGAAGUUCCAGCAAUUUUAUUUGAAUAAAUUGAAGAGGCAAACAAGACAUUUAAAAAUCAAUUUGAAAAUGAAAAAGAGCGCAUGUAUGCCAAAAUAAAAGAACUCUUAAGCUAGCCUGGAGUUCUUAUGUUCAUAAAGGGUACUCCUUAAGAACCUGAAUGCAAAUUUACACGUGAAUUAUUAGGAAUUAUCGAAAGUCUUAAGAUCCGCUUCAGAUAUUAUGACAUUAUUGCUGACAUUGAUAUGCGUCACUGGUUGAGACAUUACAAUAAGUGGCCAACAUAUCCUCAAAUAUUUAUUGAAGGAAAGCUUUUAGGAGGCUUAGAUGUAUUAAAGGAGCAUAUAGCUAAGAAUACUCUUGAAAUUCCAGCAUCUUGCAAAAUAUCUGAGCCCAAAGAGCGUCUUUAGUAAAUUAUUUAGGAACACAAAUCUAUCCUUUUCAUGGAAGGAACUCCUAAUGAUGAAAAUUUAUAAGAAAAUAGCAAGAAAUUCGUAAAUUUAUUAGCUUAAGCUGGUAUUCGCUUUAGCAUAUUUAACUUGCUUAUUGAUGCAAAUUUGAAAGAUUAUCUCAAAGAGACCUAUAAAUCUACUGGUCCUUACUUCUUUGCUGGAAAGCAGUAUGUAGGUAACCUAGUAGUAGUUGCUGAGCUCUUUAAUAAAUAAGAAUUGUUAUAAAAAGUUCCUGGAAGUGAAUGGAAACUUGAUGGAGAAUAAAAAAUUAAAUAUUUAUUAAAGGCAUGCCCAGUAGUUAUCUUCAUGCAUGGAACUCCCAACGAUACAAAAUCAGAAGAUUCAGCUAAAAUGAUUAAAAUCCUAAAUGAAUGCAAAGUUAAAUACGAUUUCUACAAUGUUGAUGCUGAUGCAGAUGUUAACUAGUAUCUUCCUAUUCUUUCUAACUUUGACAAAAUUCCUUAACUUUACAAUGAAGGAGAAUUAGUAGGAGGAAUAGAUGUUGUAACUAAACUUUUUAAUGAUGAAGAUCUUAAAAUUUUAUUAUAAAAUAAUAUCUAAAAAUGA
Tetrahymena thermophila SB210 is the source of this 1296-nucleotide messenger RNA. Its product is annotated as monothiol glutaredoxin-S11 protein. The record is from RefSeq and is a predicted model, not a curated record. NCBI's taxonomy places the organism in Eukaryota, Ciliophora, Oligohymenophorea, Hymenostomatida, Tetrahymenidae. The transcript has a single exon.